AAUUGCUUUAGGGUUUCAUUUCCUUGAUCCAUUCCUGUCAAGAGCCUGCAUAUAUAUAGAUACAUAUAUAGAUAUAGAUAUAUAGAAAUAUAGAGUGAUUGGAAUUUGGGAAAUUUGUAAGUAUGUUAAAGAUUAUUAAAGGGAUGAAAAAGGGUUCGAAACCCGAAGUAAUCGAACCGCCACCGGGACCUAACGGUCCAUCUGAUGUCACUGUAAACCAUGCUUCGCGUUCGGCUAAUCCAAACGCGAAUGCUAACCCGACUGCAGCCCAGCUGACUAAUGUGAAGUCGCUGGCUAUUAGUCGAACGUCGCAGACGCAAAAUAGUGUGAUUGAGGUGACACCCAUGGUGAAAGACGUACCGGUAAACGAACGACACGUUUUGUUUAUCAAGAAAGUGAAUAUGUGUUCGGUGUCGUUUGAUUUUUCUGAUUCGUUGAAGAGGGUAGGAGAGAAAGAGAUAAAAAGACAGAAUUUACAAGAACUCGUGGAUUUAGUGCAGACGGGGUCGAGUAAAAUGAAUGAGAUUAUGCAACAAGAAAUGGUUAAUAUGAUAUCUGUUAAUAUAUUCCGGGCUUUGCCUCCUGCUGCAUUUGAAAAUACGGGUGCUAUUGAUGGUGACCCUGAAGAAGAUGACGUUUAUUUGGAACCCUCUUGGCCACAUUUGCAACUUGUUUAUGAAUUGCUUUUGAGAUACGUGGUUUCGCCUGAUACUGAUACUAAAGUAGCUAAGAAGUUUAUUGAUCAUUCGUUUGUGUUGAACUUGCUUGAUUUGUUUGAUUCAGAAGAUCCACGAGAGAGGGAGUAUUUGAAAACCAUACUUCAUCGAGUGUAUGGUAAAUUUAUGGUACACCGGCCAUUUAUCAGGAAGGCGAUAAAUAAUAUCUUUUAUAGGUUUAUAUUUGAAACCGAAAGGCAUCCUGGGCUUGGUGAAUUAUUAGAGAUUCAUGGAAGUAUAAUAAAUGGGUUUGCUGUCCCGAUGAAAGAAGAGCAUAAGUUGUUUCUUCUGCGGGCGCUUAUACCACUGCACAAAGCUAACUUUAUCAAUUAUUACCAUCAACAGUUAUCGUACUGUGUAACCCAAUUUGUGGAAAAAGAUUUCAAAUUGGCCGAUCUUGUUAUUAGAGGGUUAUUGAAAUACUGGCCUGUUACUAAUUGCACAAAGGAGAUUCUUUUUCUUGGAGAGUUGGAAGAAGUUCUGGACGCAACACAACCUGCAGAGUUCCAACGUUGCAUGGUUCCUCUAUUUCGAAGGAUUGGACGCUGCAUUAAUAGUCCCAAUUUCCAGGUUGCAGAACGGGCACUUUUCUUGUGGAACAACGAACAUAUUGUGGACUUGAUUGGACAGAAUCGUGAAGUCAUAUUACCCAUCCUCUUUGAACCGUUGGAGAAGAACAUUCAGGGUCAUUGGAACCAGGCCAUCAAUGGAUUAACUGGCAAUGUCAGAAAAAUGUUCAUUGAAAUGGAUGCAGACCUCUUUGAUGAGUGUAGUAAGCGGUUUUCUGAAAAACAAGCUAUGGUCGAUGAAAUGCUAAAGCAACGUGAAACGGCUUGGAAAAAACUCGAGGAAAUUGCAUUAGAGGCAGGAGGAGACGAUGAAGUUAUGAUUACUUGAUAAAGCAUUGAAGAACACUGAAAAGACUCCCACUUUACGUUUCCAUGUUUACUCAUUCUCCCAUUGAUUUUUUUGAUUUAAUCUCUUUGAAGUGUCGAAGUUUUUUAGGCCAUCGACUUGCUACCUGGACUUCUUGCUCAUUUCCGACAUUCAAAUGGGCAGAGGUACAAGAUGAUCUUCAGUCAUUAGUCUACAGUCUCAGAGCAUGACAAUUGCUCUUUUUUUCUUCCAUUUCUUCACAUAGAGUAGUUAUUAUCUGUUGUUAUGAUUACUGUUAUUUUGUUAUUGGGUUAAUAAUAAGUUAAAGCUGUAUGAUGUUAACAUCAUAGGGAACAAGUUCUUAAACUUUCUUAUACUGUGGUCAAAUGAACCGCAUAUCAUCUUUUUGGUUUGUGAAUAUGAAUUGCAUUAAUA
Messenger RNA from Erigeron canadensis, 2027 nucleotides. RefSeq names its product serine/threonine protein phosphatase 2A 57 kDa regulatory subunit B' beta isoform-like. NCBI's taxonomy places the organism in Eukaryota, Viridiplantae, Streptophyta, Magnoliopsida, Asterales, Asteraceae. Bases 123 to 1613 code for a protein of 496 amino acids. The transcript is spliced from 2 exons. Gene Ontology annotation, cellular component: protein phosphatase type 2A complex. Gene Ontology annotation, biological process: signal transduction. Gene Ontology annotation, molecular function: protein phosphatase regulator activity. The record is from RefSeq and is a predicted model, not a curated record.